CCUUCACCUACCCCCACCCACUGAACCCCUACCACUUGGCUCGCAUUUUCCCCCACCCAAGUUUACCAGAAACCACAUCCCAGCCCCCUAGUUCCGGUCUCUCCACUGUCCAGACCUCCAGGGCCAUAUCAGCACCUAGGGCAAGGGGAUAAAUGUCCAGAAGAGGGAGCCCCCCAAUCCCAGGUACCCCUUGCAUCUUCUCACUUCGGCCCCACCUGUCUCGCGCCUCCUCCUCUCCUCACCUCGUUCUCUGCUCUUAGUCCAACUAGAUUCAUUCAAUCUCUUCGAUGCCUCUACGUUUCUAUCUGCCACCGCCCCUCCUUCUUUCACUCCUUCCUUCCCCCUCCAUCUCCUACCCGCGCUUCCACUACCUUUCCACUCUCUGAAGGAGCAAUAGGCGUGGGAGAGGUGGGGCCAAAGUGGGAAGAAGAGGGAAGGGGUACCUGAAGUUGGGGAAGGGAAGGAGAGGGAGGGGGAAAGCAAGAAGAGAGGGAGGAGGGAAGGGGGAUGGGAGAGAAACGGGGAGGCGGGAGCAAAGAAGGGAGGGGAUGGGUGGAGGGAGAGAGGACAUCAGAGUGAGGGGAUGCUAGGCUCUGUAGGCCGGGGAAAGAAGAGGGAGGGAGGGAGGGAGGAAGGGAGGGAGGGAAGUAGAGAGCUCGAGCGGGGUUGGAGGGGAGGGAAAGGGGAGGGGGAGGCAGCUGGGCUGUGACGCGCGUGGCUGCUGCGGCUGCUCCGCCGGCGGCUCAUCACUCUCGGGCUGGGAUGGACGAGGGGCGGGCGGGCCCCGGCUCGCAGAACCAGGAGUUCGGGCCGCCCAGCAGCUAAGCGCUUCCCCUACCAUCCCUCUCCUCCACCUCCACCAUCCCCCGAGGGACACUGUCCCCGCUCAGCCUUCCCCAAUCCCAGGAUCUCUGGAACCCGGCUCCCAAACCCCUAGCCCAGGGUUGGGGAGGUCGUCAAGGGACCCAAAACCCGACCUUUUCUGAUCUCCCCUGGAUUUUCGGCCCUCUUACUCGAGAUCGAGUGGAUCCCUCCUCCUCCCUAAGGAUUCCGACCUAAUUCCCUCCAGUUCCGAGGCUUCAUCGUGGGGCCUUCCCGACAGCCUUCAGAUCCCUUAGGAUCUCCGGAGACUACCCCCCCCUCCCAUCCCCGAUCCCUCAGGAUCCGUGAGAUCCGCCACCUUCUCCCCAUUUUCAAUUCUUCUUCAACCAAGUCCCAUCGGGAGACGCCCCCACCCCCUUUCGAAUAUCUCCAGGGAUCCAGCGAUUUCCAAUCCAUCGUACUCUACCCCCGCUGCGGGAUUCCUGGUUCCCAGCCCCCUCCUAGGCGGGCAUCUGCUUCUCCUUUCCCUGGCCUCGUACCCUACCUCUCCUCUCCCUGGGAAUCUACUGGAUUCGGGCCCGCCUCCGGGGGUUGGGGUACUCCCCCUCCCCAGUAGGGUGAGGCGCUGUGGGCGGGGGCCCGGUCUGCCGGGUUUGGAGGCUCUAAGGCCCCUGCACCCCUAAGGACCCUGUCUGCCUCCCGCCUCCCCCACUCCGAGCCCCAGAUGGAGAAGCCACGGCCCCGGGGUUGAGGCAGGUAAGAGACUGGGGAGGGGCCCCAGAGGGUCUGCCGUAUGCCUGUCUCUGCAUCUCUCUCUCUAGCCAUCUUCAGUUCCUAUAUCUUUGUAUCUUCAUUUCUCCCUCUCUUUCUUGGUUUUGGUCACUUUGUCUCUGUCUCUUUGUCUCUCUCUCUCCAGUCCAUGAAUGAUCCUUUCAAUGGGCCCACAGACCCCGUGUGUUCCCAUCUCCCCCUCCUCCUCCCCCUUCCUGGCCAAUCCAUUUCUCCACUGCAGGGGAGGGGGCUGAGGCCUGAGCCCCUGCCCCCCAAUUCCUUUGGGUUUGGGGAUUCAGGCCUGAGCAGGUGAAAGAGGGAGGAAGGGAGGGAGAGAUUGGGAGAGAGAAGGGGGGGAUGGGGAAGAAAGAUUCGAAGAGAAAUGGAGACACAAGAUGGGAAGAGAGAGAUAGGGCAGAGAUGAGUGUAAGAAACAGAGGGAGAUGGGAGGGAGAGAUUGGCGGAAAGGAAGGGGAAAGAGAUGAGAAAGAGAUGAAGAAAGAAAUUGGGCAGGGGAGAGAGAUGAGGACAGACUAGGGGCCAAAAGGAAAUGCAGGGGGAAAUGCAUUGAGAUAUGGAGGGAAAGAGAAAAAUGAGAUGAAGAAAGAAGGGGAAGAGGGAUGAAGGAGAGGGAGAAAAGGAUGUAGGUAGAAAAGGGAUGAAAUCAGUGGAGAUCAGAAGUGUUGGAAGAUGGAGGGAAUGGGAGGGAGAGAUGUAAGAGAGAAAAAGAGACAAAAAUGGGGAUAUGGGAUGGGAAGGAGGCAGAGGUAGAAGAGCAGAGAGAUCGAGAGAGAAUGGGGAGCAAAGUAGCUGAAUGGUGGGAAUGGGAAGCAGUGAAACAAGACCCAAGUGAGUUGGGAUAUGAAAUGAUAGGAGAGGGCAGAGAAAGAAUAGAAGGGAGUAGGUGGGAAAGGAACUGGACUCAAGCAUUAUUGGGGAUUCCUGUAUCCUCAUCUCCAGAAUAAAUCGACACCUGCAGAGAGAGCUGGUCUGGCAGGCAUGCAAACAUUCCUGGCUCCAAAAAUGACCCAAAGAAAUCCCCUUGUCAGCAAACAGCUUUGGCAGUGAAGGGGAGGGAAGGAAAGAAUAUGUAAGAAUAACCCAGGCAUCUUAGUUCCCAGACCCUGGAUUUCUUUCCUUCACUAUAUCCUGCUUUUUUCAGGGGAUCCAGGUGCUUUACCAACAAUAUUAUGUGAUUAUUGGUUUCUUCUUAGCAAACUAGGAGAGGAAAUUUAAGGGAAACAGAUAGGCUGGUUGUCUGAGCCUCAUAAAGGAAAAAAAGCUGGAUCUGGGGUCAGAACCUGUGGGGGGUUCUGGCUUGAGGUGGAGGGACAGGUGAGGUAUGUAAGUGGCAACCCCAUUGCCAGUUAGGAACCUCUGUUUUUUGUUUUGUUUUGUUUUGUUUUUGGUAGUGACCUAGAAGAUUAGGGUAGACAGAAACUAAUAUUGUCAAGGGGCAGUUGCUGUGUUCAUCUUGAGCCCUCUACCCUCUACCCCCACCCCCACCACUCUAGCAUCAGUAGUUCCCCCUCCCUACCUAUUCACCAGAGUCUGCAGGCCUGGGUCACUAAUGCUAUACUAGGAUUGGCCAACAAGGGGGGCAAGAGGCGGGGUUUUCGGUCCUCUGACACCCCCAACUCCUCCCUACCCCAUAGACUCUUAGCUCUAAAGGUGGGAAGGACCCAGGAGUCUGGUGUUCCAGUCUUUGCCCCCCCCUUACUCCUUCAGUACCGGUUCCUAGUAGAGACUCCAGGAUCUCCGGUCCCAAAGCCCUUAGUGCCCCCCAUUUCCACCCCCUAGCCUCCUUCCAGGGUUAAAGCUGCAGCUGGUUGCCGCGGUAACAUUGCGGGGCAGCAUCUUGUUGUCCUGGUAACCAGCACCAGGAUCACACAUCUUUCCCCAGAAAUUGCCCCCUACCCCCAUGUAAAUCUUCCUCCCCAGUCAGAAGAUCCAGGCUUUUUGUUGUCCAGUCCCUAGCUCACUGGAAAUCCUGGAACUUUAGGGGAAAGAGAAGGAAAGGAGCUAUGUGAAAGAAGAUGGGUAACAGUUGGAGGGUUCUGAGGGAUGGAGAAGAGAAGAAACCUGGGGGCUUAGAAACCUAGGUCCCAGGCACUACCUCAGAGCAAGGGUGGGAGUGGGGAGUUUGCUGUGGUGGUUAAAUUAUAGCUCCAAAGUAAUUAACACAGAUAAACAAACCACCCCUUCCAGCUAAUUAAUGAAUUUUUAUUUUCUCCUCCAAGUCUAUUUCUCUCCUCCCCCAGACCAACACCCGGGGUGUGUAUGUAUGUGUGUGUGUGCAUGUGUGUACAUUCAUGUGCAUUUGUGUAAGUAAACCUGUACCCCUCAGUCCCUGAAAGGAGCUGGGGCUGGGAAAUAUGGAAGAAUUAUGUGGAGACCUAAAUCCUCAACCCCAAAGAGUUGUGCUGUGGGAAUUCAGGGACCUGGGUCUAUGCUGACCUGAGCUCCUUCCCAAGUGCCUUAACUACUUACCGACCAUAACCUGGCUCUUCUUAUCCCUUGCUCUGUUUCUGUUCUGGGGGUUGGUAGGGUUGUGGGGUUGGUGGGAGGGAUGGGUGUAAUGCAGAACCUGAGUUCUAACUAACCACUUGUCUCUUCUCUCUGUUUCUCCCCUUCUGUUUUGCUUCUGUCUUAAUCCUCCCUUCCUCUGUUUUCUGUUUCUUUUUUUUUUUGCUUCUAUCUCCCUCCCUCAUCCUGUCUUUCUUUUUCUGUAUCCCUCUGUCUCUCCAUCCCCAAGCCUGCUCUUUUAUCUCUUUCUAGGUCCUGCCGUCUUCCCCCACUUACCAUCUACCCCUCCCCAUUCCCUACCCUUUGCUCUCUCCAUGGAGCGCAACAGACCUCUCUUCUCCCCAGUCUAACUUCCCCUCCCUCCCUGCCCCCUUUCCUUUCCCCUUUUCCCCUUCCCUAUCCUUCUCCCUGGGGAGAGGGGGGGGGACCUCCCUCCCUCUCCCCCCCUCACUCUCUCUCUCUUCGAGGGGGGGGGAUCCCAGGGAGGGAGGGGGGUCCCCCCCAAUCAGCAUGUGGCUCUUGGUGCUGUGUCUGGUGGGGCUGGUGGGGGCUCAGAGGGGAGGAGGGGGACCAAUAGGAGGGGUCCCAGGGGGUCCUGGGGCUGGGGAGGAACGAUUCCCUGUGGUUGGCACCGCCUAUGGGCGUGUGCGGGGAGUUCGAAGAGAACUCAACAACGAGAUCUUGGGCCCAGUAAUGCAGUUCCUGGGGGUCCCCUACGCCACACCCCCUCUAGGGGCCCGACGCUUCCAGCCCCCUGAGGCACCAGCCUCGUGGCCUGGGGUGAGGAACGCUACCGCCCUCCCGCCUGCCUGCCCCCAGAACCUCCACGGCGCCCUCCCAGCCAUCAUGCUCCCGGUCUGGUUCACGGACAACCUGGAGGCUGCCGCUGGCUACGUGCAGAACCAGAGUGAGGACUGUCUGUACCUCAACCUCUACGUGCCCACUGAGGAUGGUCCGAUCACAAAAAAACGUGACGAGUCGACGCUCAAUCCGCCCCCGCCAGACACAGACAUCCGGGACUCGGGGAAGAAGCCGGUGAUGCUGUUCCUCCACGGGGGCUCCUACAUGGAGGGAACGGGGAACAUGUUUGACGGCUCCGUCCUGGCCGCUUAUGGCAACGUGAUUGUGGUCACGCUCAACUACCGGCUCGGUGUGCUCGGGUUCCUCAGCACAGGGGACCAGGCUGCCAAGGGUAACUAUGGACUCCUCGACCAGAUCCAAGCACUUCGCUGGCUCAGCGAAAAUGUGGGGCACUUUGGAGGUGACCCAGAGCGAAUUACCAUCUUUGGCUCUGGAGCUGGGGCCUCAUGUGUUAACCUGCUUAUUCUCUCUCAUCACUCCGAAGGACUGUUCCAGAAAGCCAUUGCCCAAAGUGGUACAGCCAUCUCCAGCUGGUCUGUAAACUACCAGCCACUCAAGUACACACAACUGUUGGCUGCCAAGGUGGGCUGUAACCAGGAAGAAAAUGCUGAGGUCGUGGAAUGUCUCCGAAGAAAACCCUCUCGAGAGCUCGUGGAUCAGGAUGUUCAGCCAGCUCGCUACCACAUUGCCUUUGGUCCAGUGGUUGAUGGAGAUGUGGUCCCAGAUGACCCAGAGAUCCUGAUGCAGCAGGGUGAAUUUCUCAACUAUGACAUGCUCAUUGGUGUCAACCAGGGGGAGGGCUUGAAGUUCGUGGAGGAUUCAGCAGAGAGUGAGGAUGGGGUAUCAGCUAGCGCCUUUGACUUCACUGUCUCCAACUUUGUGGAUAACCUCUAUGGCUACCCUGAAGGCAAGGAUGUCCUGAGAGAAACCAUCAAGUUCAUGUACACAGACUGGGCUGAUCGGGACAAUGGUGAAAUGAGGCGGAAGACACUCCUGGCUCUCUUCACUGACCACCAGUGGGUGGCCCCAGCAGUGGCUACUGCAAAGCUUCAUGCUGAUUACCAAUCGCCUGUCUACUUCUAUACUUUCUACCAUCAUUGCCAGGCAGAGGGCAGGCCUGAGUGGGCUGAUGCAGCUCACGGUGAUGAGCUGCCCUACGUGUUUGGGGUACCCAUGGUGGGUGCCACGGAUCUCUUUCCCUGCAACUUCUCCAAGAAUGAUGUCAUGCUCAGCGCUGUUGUCAUGACCUACUGGACCAACUUCGCCAAGACUGGUGAUCCCAACCAGCCAGUUCCCCAGGACACCAAGUUCAUCCACACCAAGCCCAACCGAUUUGAGGAGGUCGUGUGGAGCAAGUUCAACAGUAAGGAGAAGCAGUACCUGCACAUAGGCCUCAAACCCCGAGUCCGGGACAACUACCGUGCCAACAAGGUGGCCUUCUGGCUAGAGCUGGUGCCCCACCUCCACAAUCUGCACACUGAACUCAUCACAUCCACUACCACCCGCCUGCCACCCUACGCUACCCGAUGGCCCCCUCGUCCACCCCCUGGGGCCACUGGCACCCGCCGGCCCCCCCCACCAGCCACCACUCCGCCUGAGCUUGAACCAGACCCAGGACCCCGGGCCUAUGACCGCUUUCCAGGGGAUUCAAGGGACUACUCUACAGAGCUGAGUGUCACUGUGGCUGUUGGUGCCUCCCUCCUCUUCCUCAACAUCCUAGCCUUUGCUGCCCUGUACUACAAGCGGGACCGACGACAGGAGCUACGGUGCCGUCGGCUCAGCCCACCUGGGGGCACAGGCUCAGGAGGGCUUGGUGGGGGCCCCCUUCUCCCCACAGCUGGCCGGGAGCUACCUGAGGAGGAAUUGGUGUCACUGCAGCUCAAGCGAGGGGGAGGUGUAGGGGGUGACCCGGGAGAGACCCUCCGCCCAUCCUGUCCACCUGAUUAUACCCUUGCCCUUCGUCGGGCCCCGGACGACAUGCCUCUCCUUGCCCCUGGUGCCCUGACCCUGCUGCCAAGUGGUUUGGGUCCACCCCCGCCCCCUCCACCCCCUACCCUCCACCCUUUUGGACCCUUCCCUCUACCUCCCCCAACCACUGCCAGCCACAACAACACGCUACCCCAUCCCCAUUCUACUACCCGGGUAUAGGGGGUGGCAUUGGGGAGGGAGUGCACCCCACUUAGCUCUCCCCAAACCAAACAGGGAGACUCAUCAAUGAUCAUGGAGUCUAGGGGUUGGGGUAAGAAGAAUUGGGGGUGCUCAGAUGCCUACCCAAGCAUGUCAAGGCACCUAUUUAAGGUGGACACGUUUCCACAUCAAGAUGUGCGCACUCUGCCCAUGGAGAUAUGUUUUCUUAUUUGGACAUCAGUCUUUAGACUUGUUGUGGGAUGACUUUUCCUACUGGGACACAGGUCUUAUGGUGUGUGGAAGUGUGUUUUCACAUUUAAGGCCUGCUUUUUCACAUGGAGGUAUAUUUUCCUAUAAUGGGGCAUGUUUUCCCAUGUUCAGAGUAUGGAUUUUUUUGGGCCACUCUGAACACAUUUUGGCUCCCUCAAGGAAAUUCCUUACAGGGAUUGAACCCCAGAAUCCUGACCUCUUACUCUCUUAAAGGAGACCUUGGCAGUGGGCAUUUUUACACUUGUCAGUGUGAGGUUGGAAUGCCUGCUAACCUGAGGGGUUGACACACCCAGGAAAGAUGGAUGAGGUGAUCACAGGGACACCCAGUGAAUCGUAUUUUUCCUAAUGGCAUCUGUCUGAUGAAGCAUGUUCUCCUGUAUAGGCAUGAGUCUUCCACCACAGAUAGUCACAGACUUACCAUUGGGUGGGAGGGAGAGGAGUGGAUCUAAGUGGACCCAUGCUGCUUGUGAGUGUCAGACAUGCAGUUUUCCAUAUGGACAUGUCAUAUGGGGAAAGUACGUUUCCUGUGUGGACAUGUUACUGCAUGUGGAUGUGUGUUUUUCCAUCUGGAUGCCCCUGUCUGCCCAGGACUCCCCUAAUCCUGAAUCCCCAUCUCCAGUACACUGGCUCCAGUCUCAAAUUCCUUUCAGGACAUUGGAUAAGAAGAAAUUGAAGGCCAAGAGAAGUCAUGGGGAGUUAGCUGCAGACAACAUAAUAAAGUUGCCCUUUAUUUUGUACAAGUUCUAGGGGGUGGGGAGGAGACACACACAAACCCCUUCCCACCCAUAGAGAUGUUAAAAGUCAGCAGGGGGCUGAGGUGGAAUGUGGGGACCAAGGUGACAAUGCAUGUUUGACCAAAGUCCCAGACCAGGGUCUAGGGGGGCAGUCCUCCCUUUACCCCUCAUACCAGCAUUCAUCUGUGCCAAACUAAGGGUUUGAAGUGUGUCAGACCCUACCCCCAAGUGCUCUUUCCCAGGGAAGGGGGAGGGAGGGGGGUCUGUAGGCCAGUGAGAUAUAUGGGAAGGGUAAACAAAGCUAAAAGGUCCUAACUUUGUGCCCCUGCCCAUCUCUCUGCCUCAGUUCCUCUUCUCUGAAUCUUCUCUCUCUCUCUCUCUCUCUCUCUCUCUCUCUCUCUCUCUCUCUCUCUCUCUCUCUCUCUCUCUCUCUCUCUCUCUCUCUCUCUCUCCCACUCCCUCUCCCUUACCCUCACCCUCACCCUCUUCCCUCUCUCCUUUCUCAGCUCUUUUUAUGGUUUUAAUUUUUCCUCUUUUUUAUUUCUUCUGCUUUUCCAUCUUUCUUUGUCCAUCUUUCUCCCUUGCCUAAGAUAACUAGACUUUUUUGCUUUCCCAUCCUCUCCUUCAGAUCCUUUGAGCCCUUGGUUGGGUUGGGUGGGGAGAGAGAAGUCAAGUUUGGGGUGGGGGUGGAGGUGUUAGACCUUAUCAGCAGGGAACAGAGGCCUAGUAGAGUAUGGGGCUUAUGUGGGAGGUGAUACUAGGGUAAGAAUAGGGAAACCCAUUCCAGGGUUGCCAUGAUUGUCUGAGGGAGGCAUUGCCAGUAAGAAUUUUAAAGUGAUAAGGUAAAAUAGGGUUUCUCUUCUGAAAAACCCUAAAAAAGGAUAUGGGUAAUAAUUGUAAAGGAAGAUGACCAAAAUGGGUAAGGUAUUGGAGGGAACAAGGAAAAGGAAUCAAAAUUUGCUCCGAUUUCUUGGGGCCAUUUGGUGCCAAACUAGUGGGGGGCAGUAAGGAACCUAUGUCCUUCUACUGAUACCCCAAAUAUAGACUUAUCCUGUCUCCCCAACUUUUGACCUAGAACUUGCCUCCCUCUUUAUAGGCCUUCACCAUCCCCACCUCCUGGUCCCCAACCUAAUCCCUCAUUUUCUCUGGACAGUCAUAUACCAGAUUCUAGGGACCUGGAUCCUGAAACCCAGUAGAUAUGCCUCCAGCAUUGGGGCACAAGAGAGGGGCUGGAAUGGACAUGGGGUAUCCCAUGAUUCAGCCAUGGACACCAUCACCUAGCCCCCAAUUUUCCACUAAGUCUCCAUCUCUCUCCUGCCACCCUUACCCACAAACCACCUAUCCUAGCAGCUCUGUACACAUUUUUAAACCUGGCAAAAGAUGAUGAAGAGAUAUUGUAAAUAUAAAAGUUUAACUGUUAGUCAUGCCUGCUAUGGGGAAUUGGUGCACAUAUGGAUCUCUGAGGGAGACUUUUGGGGAGUGGGACCGAGUUUCCUAUUUAGAGAAAUGCACAACAGAGGAGGGUAAGAAACACCCUGGGCCUGAAGGAUAUAGAUAUGCAAGCUUCACCUCCAAAAAAACUCCCACAAAAACAGUCAGAAAACCUAGUUUUGCAAAAUGGCAGGUAGCAGAAGGAAAUUUUGAAACUAAAGGGAACUUUUCCUGAGAUACUCAACAAGUUUAGUGGUCCAGCUUUUUCCUUACAGGCCUCCAGUGAGAGGUAACUGACCAUUUCCUCUAGCAGCUCAAUCCCAUUGUUUUCUUCACAACAAUCCCAAAUUUUCCUGUAAUUUCCACCCUCCCUCCCCCCUUUAGAGCCAAGAAAAAUAAAAAUUCCUAUUACUUGAAAGCUAUGAAGUAGCUAGCUUGUCCCCUCCCCCCCAGUCUUAUCUCCAGGCCAAAUUGUCCCUCAGUCCCUUCAAAUAAUAUAAAUAUUAUCCUUCAGCUGUCCUCCUCUGGACCCAAUCCAGCUGAUCAUUGUUCUUGGAAAGCACAGAAUCUUUACAUUGGAAGGGACCUUAGAAAUCAUCUAACCUGUAUCUGAGUAAGUAGGAAUUGUUUAAUAUCUCACUAAUUACUGAUUAUAGAAUUUUCUUUUCUAUCCUUAUAUGGUGAGGGAAAGGGGAGCUAAGAUGGAUAGGAUAAUACCAGUCAGUGCAAACCUGAUGUUGUGAAGGGUCAGCAAGGGAAGUUAUCAAUUCAAUCUAGGAAGCAAGACCCCAUCUCCCCAAAGUGAAGACAGUCAGAUGAGACUAUUGUUGUUGUUCGGAUAUCUCAGUCUUGUCUGCUUGUGAUGGAAUUUUCUUGGUGAAGAUCACUGGAGAAUUUUGCCAUUUCCUUCUCUAGCUCAUUUUACAGAUGAGGAAAAAGAAGCAAACGUGGUUAAAUGACUAGGGUUAUAAACUAGUAAGUGUCUGAGGUUAGAUUUGUAUUCAGGAAGAUGAGUUCCUGACUCCAGGCCCUGCUCUCUAUCCAUUGCACCACCUAGCUACCCUUUAGCUGCACCCAGAUGACUGCAAGCCAUCAAGUAAAAACUAAGAAGGCAAAGGAAAAGAGAUUGGAGCUCAGUGAAGUUAAUCAAAAGGGGGAUUUUGAAAGUGUGAAUCAGGUCAUGGGGUGGAGAUGAAAGCUAGUCUACUUGAAGGCUUGAAAAAGAGGGAGAAUGUGAGGCAAAAAUGGUUCAUGUCUAGGGAACCUUAGCCUAGCUGGGGCUAUACAGAAGCCUAGUGGUAGGGAAGUCAUUGAUACCUUGGCAGCCUGGUUAUUGUGAUGCUUUCAUUCCAUUGUGACUCACCUCUUCCCCAUAACCGUAGACUUCCAGAAUAAGUUCAUAGCAGGGUGGGGGGCUGGGGGGCCCCAGGUGGCCCUGGGACCCCCCCCAUCAUGAGACAUUCAAAGCAAGUGACCAAUCCCUGUCCAAGUCCUGGCUUUGAAUGCUGCCAGGACCUGGGCGAAUAUAUCUUGAUCUCUCUGGGACUCAUCAUCUCUGUCAACAUUGGGAUCAAUGUAGCAUUUCUGCUCUGGAGUCGCUUUGGGUGCUAUCUGAAACUUAAAAAAUGUUUUCAGAAAGAUAACAAGCGCAAGGCAGUCCCAUACAUUGCCCGGAAAGUAUGCAUCUACAGGCCUCCAGUACCAAAGCAGACAGAGAGAUGUCCUGUCUGUCAGCAGUGUUCUGUCUGUCAGAACCCUCCUGUCUGUCAGAACCCUCUUGUCUGUCAGAACCCUCUUGUCUGUCAGAACCCUCUUGUCUGUCAGAACCCUCCUGUCUGUCAGAAUCCUAUUGUCUGUCAGAACCCUGCUGCUUGUGGCCAAUCCACUAAGAAUCCUGUGACUUCUGACCAGAUCCCCCCAGGAUCCUGCCACCGACACUCACUUUACUCACCAGAACCUAAACAACAUCCAAAUGGCAGUUUUUCCGACAGAGAUGACAGGAAUUUCCAGUGCAAGUCCCCUUGCAAUUAUCAAUAUGAGAGGGACUCUCCAAAGUCUUGGAAAUACCGGGAAGGGACAUUAGCUUGUCCCCCAUUGCCUGAUGACAAUUUCCAACGAUACCCAAGAAAACCUUCCAAGGUGGCGGAAACAAAGUCCAAGAUGGAAACGGAAACUUAUGUGUAUGAUGUCAACCCUAUACCAUCUGAUGCUGAGUCCCAGAACUUCAAAGAGAAUGCAGAACUAUGCAUGCAUGAAUAUUCCCCCCAGCUCUUCCAUAGAGUCAUGCUCACCCCUCUAAGCUAUAAACCUAUGCCUAUGCCCUCCACAAGCCCGGUGAUGUACAGUGUCUGGGAAGAGGAGGAGGUAUGGGAAACAAAGAGAAGUACUGAGGGUCAGACCAAGACAUACCCUCCAGACUGUCCUGAGAAGGCAAGCCAGGACUGGGUGUACUACUCCCUGGAGGAGGGGUAGUAGAGAAUAAUAAAAUGGAAAAAUAAGAAA
Monodelphis domestica (gray short-tailed opossum) is the source of this 12044-nucleotide messenger RNA. The record is from RefSeq and is a predicted model, not a curated record. NCBI's taxonomy places the organism in Eukaryota, Metazoa, Chordata, Mammalia, Didelphimorphia, Didelphidae.